Molecule: messenger RNA, 3789 nt
Organism: Suncus etruscus (white-toothed pygmy shrew)
Lineage: Eukaryota; Metazoa; Chordata; Mammalia; Eulipotyphla; Soricidae
Gene: WNK4
Product: WNK lysine deficient protein kinase 4
Biological process (GO): intracellular signal transduction; positive regulation of sodium ion transmembrane transporter activity; negative regulation of sodium ion transport
Cellular component (GO): cytosol; cytoplasm
Molecular function (GO): ATP binding; protein serine/threonine kinase activity; chloride channel inhibitor activity
Source: RefSeq, a predicted model, not a curated record
AUGCUGGCGCCCCCGGCCCCCGAAGCCUCGGCGCCCCGCUCGCAGGCCGAGGCCGACCUGGCCCUGCGGCCCCCCUUGGCGCUCGUGGCGGCCGGGCCGCCGCGCCUCGGCCCCCCGCCGCGCCGGGUGCGCCGCUUCUCCGGGAAGGCUGAGCCCCGGCCGCGCGCUUCCCGCCCCAGCCGCCGCAGCUCCGUCGACCUGGGGCUGCUGAGCGCGUGGUCGCAGCCCCCCGACCCCCAGGACGCCCCCGGCCCCGCCGCCGCCAGGAGCCCCCCGCCCGGCUCCGAAGACGCCCCCGAGGCCAAGUGGCCCGGGGCAGCCCCCGCGGCGAAGGCGGCUGCGGAGCCCUCGCGCGCCGAGCUCCCCGGCUCGCUUGGAGGCCCAGGCGCCCGCGACGCGCCGAGGGUCUCGGAAGCCGCGGCCCGGGAGCGGCAGCGGGAGCAGGAGGAGCAGGAGGACACCGAAACGCAGGCCGUCGCGACGUCCCCAGAUGGCCGCUACCUCAAGUUUGACAUCGAGAUUGGACGCGGGUCGUUCAAGACGGUGUACCGAGGGCUGGACACCGACACCACGGUGGAGGUGGCCUGGUGUGAACUGCAGACUCGGAAACUGUCCCGAGCAGAGAGGCAAAGAUUCUCGGAGGAGGGUGGACAGUGCUCAAAGGUCUGCAGCACACCCAACAUCGUCCGCUUCUAUGACUCGUGGAAGUCAGUGCUGAGGGGUCAGGUUUGCAUCGUGCUGGUCACCGAACUCAUGACCUCGGGCACUGCUCAAGACUACCUGAGAAGGUUCCGAGAAAUGAAACCCCGUGUCUUCAGGCGCUGGAGCCGUCAAAUCCUACGGGGACUUCACUUCCUCCACUCCCCGGGUCCCCCCUCCUGCAACCGGGACCUCAAGUGCGACAACGUCUUUAUCACUGGCCCAGGCUCCGUCAAGAUCGGGGACCUGGCCUGGCCACCCUCCAAGCGGGCCUCCUUUGCCAAGAGUGUCAUCGGGACCCCGGAGUUCAGCCCAGAGAUGUACGAGGAGAAGUACGAUGAGGCGGUGGACGUGUACGCGUUCGGCAUGUGCAUGCUGGAGAUGGCCACAUCCGAGUACCCUAACUCUGAGUGUCAGAACGCGGCGCAGAUCUACCGCAAGGUCACUUCGGGCACAAAGCCCAACAGCUUCUACAAAGUGAAGAUGCCUGAGGUGAAGGAGAUCAUCGAAGGCUGCAUCCGCACGGAUAAGAAUGAGAGGUUCACCAUCCAGGACCUGCUGGCACAUGCCUUCUUCCGAGAGGAGCGUGGCGUUCAUGUGGAGCUGGCCGAGGAGGACGACGGGCAGAAGCCUGGACUCAAGCUCUGGCUGCGCAUGGAGGACGCACGACGCGGGGGGGCCCCACGGGACAACCAGGCCAUCGAAUUCCUGUUCCAACUUGGACGGGAUGCAGCGGAGGAGGUGGCUCAGGAGAUGGUGGCCCUGGGCUUAGUCUGUGAAGCCGAUUAUCAACCAGUGGCCCGAGCAGUACGGGAACGGGUUGCUGCCAUUCAGCGGAAGCGUGAGAAGCUACGAAAAGCGAGGGAGUUGGAGGUCCUCCCCCCAGCGCCAGGGCCCCCUCCGGCCACUGGACCCUUGACGCCUGGUCCUCGAAGUGUCUUUCCCCCCGAGUCUGAGGAGCCAGAGGCAGACCAGCAUCAGCCCUUCCUUUUCCGCCAUGCCAGCUACUCAUCGACUGCCUCGGAUUGUGAGACUGAUGGCUACCUCAGCUCCUCGGGCUUCCUGGAGGCCUCAGACCCUACUCUCUACCCCACGAGGGGAGUUCCAUCCAGUCCUGCUGCAUCCCAUCUUCGGCUGCCCUCAGCUUUUGCCCUCUCCAUUCCCCGGGCUGGGUCUGGCAGUGACUUUCCCCCUGUAGACAGCUAUGCCUCUGAUGCAGCAUCUGGCCUUAGUGACGUGGGCGAAGGGAUGAUGGGGCGCAUGAAGAAACCGCUGGGGAGAAAUCUCCGGCGCCGACCUCGUUCCCGACUGAGGGUCACUAGUGUCUCAGAUCAGAGUGACAGAGUGGUUGAGUGUCAGUUACAGACACACAACAACAAGAUGGUGACCUUCCGAUUUGACCUGGAUGGGGACAGCCCAGAAGAGAUUGCUGCUGCCAUGGUGUAUAAUGAGUUCAUCCUGCCCUCGGAGCGAGCUGGCUUCCUGAGCCGAAUCCGGGAGAUUAUCCAGCGAGUGGAAACCCUGUUGAAGCGAGAUAGUGCCCCUGGGGAGCCUGCUGAAGACCCUCUGAGCCCCCAGGAGGAGCCAGGACCCUUGUGUACCCUCCCAGGGCCCCUCCCAGACCCCUCCAGUGAGCUGGCGUCCCCGGAGCAGAGAUGCUGGGCAGCCUUCUCCACCUCCCCAUCUUCUCCAGGAACCCCUGUGUCUCCUGGAAACCCAUUUUCCCCUGGCACCCCUGUUUACCCCUGCUCCAUGUUUCCCAUCAAUUCUCUCCCAUGUCAGCCCAGCCCUUCCUCCUCUUCCUCCCCAAUUUCUUCUCAAGUCUCCACAAAUCUCUCUCCAUUUACCCCCAGCUCACCUGGGGCAGCCCCAUUUUCAGUCCCAACCCCUCAGUCUCCCCAGAGCUCUCUCCUCCCCAGCUCCCCAACCCAGUUCUCUUCAGGCAGUGCCCAGGCCGCCCUGCCUCCCGCCUUUUCCCCGUGUACCCCUACAUCUCCUCUCCCCUCUACCACAGCAGCCCCUCUGCUCUCUCUGGCCAGUGCCUUCUCUCUAGCGGUGAUGACAGUGGCGCAGUCCCUACUGUCCCCCUCACCUGGACCCCUCUCCCAGUCCCCUCCAGCCCCUCUGGAGCCCCUCCCUAGCCUACCCCCACCCCAUGCUCCUUGCAGCCCAGAGAGGUCUUCACCCCUGACAACAGAGCUGGACAAGGAGGCCUCUCCAGACCCUGCUUGGCCACUUAUGGAUGAAGCUAAACUGGAGCCCAUCUCUGAAGAAGGGAAGCCCCAGCUUGUGGGGCGAUUCCAAGUGACUUCAUCCAAGGAGCCAUCAGAGGUGCCUCCUCUGUCCUCGACACCAACGCUCUCGGGUUCCCUAAAGUCUCCAACCCCUCCAUUGUCCUCGGAAAGCUCUGAUACGGAGGACAGCGCUGACGGCGGACCUGAGGCCCAAGAAGCUCUGGCUGAGAGUGACCGUGCCACUGAAGGGCUGGGGGCUGGCGCUGAGGAGGAAGGGGAUGAGGAGGAGCCCCACACAGAGGGCAGCGCAGCCCUGAAUCAUGCCAGCCCCGUGUGGCUGAAUUACUCCUACAGCAACCUGUGUCUGAGCAGUGAGGACUCAGAGAGUAGCGGGGAGGACGAGGAGUUCUGGGCCGAGCUACAGAACCUCCGGCAAAAGCACCUGUCAGAGGUGGAGGCAUUGCAGAGCCUCCAGAAGAAGGAAAUUGAGGACCUGUAUAGCCGGCUGGGGAAGCAGCCCCCACCCGGCAUUGUGGCCCCCGCCGCUAUGCUGUCCAACCGCCAGCGCCGUAUCUCGCUGUCCAAGGGCAGCUUCCCCACCUCCCGGCGCAACAGCCUGCAACGCACAGAGCCCCCUGUCCCAGGCCCUGGUAUCAUGCGAAGGAACUCCUUGAGCGGCAGCAGCAGCGGCUCCCAGGAGCAGCGGGCAAGCAAGGGGGUGACAUUCGCCGGGGAUGUUGGCAGGAUGAUGUCCAGCUCUUGGGAGGUGAAGUCAGAACGCUGUGUGAAAAGUCAAGGUUGUCACCUAAAACCAGCUCAGUCCCCAUACAGGGUGAAAUGGGCAAUGCCCCCUUAA